UGUUAAAAAGCCAGGAGAUUGAUCAUCAGGUGUGAACCGAAAAAAUCUCGGCACUUUGUUGGCCUUGUCGGUUUUGCUUUUAUUUUAUAUGAAAUAUGUCACCGCACAAAAACUUUUCACACCUCUUUGCUUUAAUGUGCGUCGUUGGAGGUAUGUUUUGCACCUUGAAUUCGGAGCGCAUAGUUAUAAUCGAAUACAGACUUAAAAAAACUUCAGUAUCGGUUGCUCCCAAGCUAUGGCACAGCGAAAGGAAACUCCAAAGAAACUUUAUCCGAAAUCUGACUUGUUGUCGGAGUGCAAGUGUCGCCUUUGUGCUGGCGUUUUCGAUAAGAAGCACUGCAAAAAUUUAUUUCUAGUGCGAAAUAAAAGCCUUCUUUGUGUCGCAGAAUUUGUAAAUGGUGGAACUCUUGCGAAUGAGGACGGGCUUCCUAAACUUUUAUGUCGGCCUUGCGAGAGAAGGCUUGACAAUUUUGCCAAGUUUAGGAGAAUAGUGACUGAAACCCAAAGUUCUUUGACAUCGAAAAAGAGAUGCAUCAACGAAUCAUCGCCAUCUGUAGCCAUGAGCAGCAUUAAGAGUUCGAGAACCAGUGAAGCAGAUGGAAGUGUGGGCUCUCGCCGCAGCUUGUCUUUUGAUACUGCAAUUGAUUCAACGCUACAAGAAAUUGCCCCUUACCAGGACGCGUCAUUCGAUGAAAUACUAAAAAGGAUUAAUGAUGAAUUGCGUGAAGUAGCUAGAAGAGAGACGAAUUCAAAGCUUCGCAGCCGUCAUUUUGAGGGAUUGAGCACCUUUUCACCAGAGCAAAUCAUAGACGAGUUGCGCACGAUAUGCCCUGCGACUUACAGAAUUUUAGCAGAAAUGUUGGAACUCAAUAUUUCGGAAACGCGGAUUGUUCCAAUGACAUUGAUAUACGGGGUGAUUAUGUUCAAAAGAUGCCACGAGUUGAGUUAUUUCCAGCGUAUUAACAGUGUAAUUCUGGCGGAUAGUGGUGCGAAUACCGAGGUAUAUGAAAGGUUUAAUAAGUAUGGUAUAUGCCUCGAAAAGACAAAGAAAUAUACUAUUCAAGAUGAGAUUGGCACACACUUUCUUGACAAAGUGGUUGAAGAAGUGAAGGCUGGGAAAACUUUCUCCUUUGUACUUGAUAACAUUGACUGGGAGGAAAAGGUCCAUGAUAUGCGAUCUGAUCAUCAAAACAAAAGUGUGCAUGCUGUUGCAACAUCUGUAGUUUUUGAUCGCAUAUCAUCAAGCCAUUUGCAAGAUGAAGAGCCCCAGCAGUCGUUAGCUCAUACUGACAUAGCCAAGUUGGUUGGUCUAAGAGAUGAUGACCUGGCAAAGCAACGCCAAGCAUACAAAAUGAUAGCGGCAAAAAUCAUGUGUGAGAACAUCCCUGCAUUUGACUUUAUAAAGGAUUUGGUAAACAGCACUGACCAGUCUUCCAUGCAUGGUGACCAAAUGAAAGCUAAAUCAAUUGUUGUGCCAUUUCCAGUUCUUUUAAAGGAUGAAAAGAAAUAUGGCGAGAUUGUCGAUGUUCUGGAUCAGCUUGAAACAUGGGUCCAUAAGAUUUUUGCUAAAGCUGGACACAUUCCAGAUAGUGACACAUACAAUGACUGCAGUCAGUCUCAUUCUGAAGAUGAACAACACCUACUCCUGCCUGCAACUACUUCUAGACCAGAUCAACCAUUGUCACAUGUACAACCUGCGGCUGACCCUAAUGACCCUUUGGCAACAGUUAGAGUACCCUGUUAUGGUGAUCAACUCACUAGAGUACGCCUGGCUGGUGCAAAAGAUUUAAGAGCUGGAUGUCAUACAGCACGAGAUCGACUGGAUCAUAUUCAUCCAAUAAAGGUUGCUGAUUGGCACUGUAAAAGAAGUUUUUUGAAGCUUAUUUUUAAGAUGCUAUAUAAAAAUUCUACACGAGCAAGGGGUACACUGAGGUAUUUCAGAGAGAAAUUACAACGCAGAAAUGUUACCCAGGAUAUUAAGCAUUAUGAGGAUUGUGAACAAUUAUUUCUCACGGUCGGCAGGGCAUACACCAUUGUAGCAUUGCUACAAUUUUUUGGAAUGGAUGAUAUCAAUGACUCUCCACAAAUCCAUAUUCCACCACAUGAUGUACUGCAUGGUGAUGGGGAAAAACAACAGUACUUUGAUGAUGUUCUGGAUAAGUUUGUGGAUGAGUACUUGUUUCCAGCUCAAAAUAACUCUGAGUCGGGUGAGGAGUCAGAAGAUGAGGACCACAUUGAUAGGGUAAGGGAAUAUUCAUUAUGCCUUUUAAGAUUAUUUUUUACCCUUCAAUGUGUUAAAGAAGCAGUGAAAUUGGGGGACGGUGAUUGGCUUGCAUCUCUACGAAAGGUGCUUUUGAAACAUUUUAAAAGUAACGCAGGUCAUAACACUUAUGCCAUUGAGAUGCUAAUCAGCAUCUUGCAGGAUGAAGUGUUUCUGACAAAGAGACAGGCUUAUCAAACUCGUUGGGCUUCUACUGUUAACUGGAAAGGUGGUGCAGCAAACAAUAUUGAAAUUGAUCUUCUUCAAGAAAACCUCAAUCGAGAAUUGAAAAAAGGUAUUAAAGGAAUGGGAGCUAAUAAAACACCCCAGGCAAUUGAACGGUUAAGUAGAGCUGCUGGGGGCACUGCUGAAAUCAUCAGCAACUUUGACCAUGCUGUAGGGAUCAAGAAGAAGGCAUCAUCUCACAAGCACAAGUCUUCUGAGAAGGAUGAAAAGAUUAUUCUUUCUGAUCUCUUAGAAUUGAAACCAUUUGAGAAUAUUGGUGAUCGUUCUCAUGAUGGUUUUUCAGAUAUAUCUUCAGAUCCAUUAGCAAAAUUAGACAAUGCUGCCUUUUAUGAUUGGCUAAAUAAACACAAAAGGAACAUUACAAAGCACGGACCAGUAGACACAUCAGAUGAUGAAGAAUUAUAA
Dendronephthya gigantea is the source of this 2911-nucleotide messenger RNA. RefSeq lists its product as uncharacterized. Gene Ontology annotation, molecular function: zinc ion binding. NCBI's taxonomy places the organism in Eukaryota, Metazoa, Cnidaria, Anthozoa, Malacalcyonacea, Nephtheidae. The record is from RefSeq and is a predicted model, not a curated record. The coding region runs from base 236 to 2911 and encodes 891 amino acids. The transcript is spliced from 4 exons. Gene Ontology annotation, cellular component: nucleus.